This is a messenger RNA of Torulaspora globosa, 3000 nucleotides long. RefSeq names its product tRNA (34-2'-O)-methyltransferase regulator RTT10 (gene RTT10). Gene Ontology annotation, molecular function: protein binding. The transcript has a single exon. Gene Ontology annotation, biological process: tRNA methylation. The record is from RefSeq and is a predicted model, not a curated record. Gene Ontology annotation, cellular component: cytoplasm. NCBI's taxonomy places the organism in Eukaryota, Fungi, Ascomycota, Saccharomycetes, Saccharomycetales, Saccharomycetaceae. The coding region runs from base 1 to 3000 and encodes 999 amino acids.
AUGAAAUACCUUGCGCAUUAUGGACCAUCUCUGUGCGUGAAAUUUCACGGGAAUUUGGUGUACGCCGCAAGCGGACCGUUUUUACAUUCCUACGACUAUCAUACAGGUGAAUUGAAAAGCAGAUGUAGGAUCUUUCACAGAAAUAAAAUCCAUGGGAUAUGUAUCGGGAAGGAUGGAGCUUUGUUGCUUUAUGGCGCUAACUCUCUUUCACUUGUCGACUUGCAGGCUGUGAACGAGAGGACCUGUUUACUAGAGCAUGAAAAAACUGUUAAUGGUUGGGUAAUCAGUGGUGAAUUCAGUUAUUCAGGCGACCAGGUCUAUUUGCUGACGUCGUACAACAAGGUUAUUGUCUGCGAUAAGGUUGGACGUCCGGUGACGAGUAAAAGCCUUUGCGAAGAGAAAUCCAUUCUGUACUCUGGCUCAAUCACGGUUCACUCACAAGACAAGGUAUAUGUUAACGCCGGGACUGUCAUGGGAGGCAUUCUACUUUGGGAUCUGUAUGCGGAGGAAAUGGUACACAACCUAAAGGGUCACGAAGGGUCUAUCUUCUUUGUAACCGAGAGCGCGGACGGCCGCUAUGUGGCUAGCUGCUCCGACGAUAGAUCUAUAAGAUUGUGGGAUCUCAAAACUGGGGAAUUGUUAUCCGUAGGAUGGGGACAUACCGCAAGGAUCUGGAAUUUGAAGUUCUUCGAUAACGGUAACAGGAUUGUCAGCGUUUCUGAGGAUUGUACCUGUAGAAUCUGGGAAAUCCGUCAACAAAGAGACAGCAUCGAUUUGAUACAGCAAAAUGUCUAUGAAGUUCAUUUGACGAAGAACAUUUGGGGAGUCGAUGUUGACAGAAGCGGUAAAAAGGUUGUCACUGCAGGUAAUGACGGCAGAAUCAAAGUCACCGACCUGGGAGGCCAAUCAGGAACUGAAGAGGAACAGAAAUGCUAUACUAUUGAAGAAAUUUCUGGCUGCACUAAUGUGCCUAUGCAAAAAGGUGAGAUAAUCAAAGGCUUUGAAUGGUUUGACUUUGGUCUUGUGGCCAUAACUUCGACUGGCAAAAUCUUCCUGCUGAGCUCCACCAAGGAUAGUUGGAUAUAUUUAACCGAAAACGACAAAUUCAGCUCUUACAGUACCACUCAUGGCGUUUCGAAUGAGAAUGUUAUUGUCUUUGCAAACAACAAGAGCGAUCUCCUUCUUCUCAAAUUUAGCAACGAUGGUGAGCGGAUAGUGGCAAAAACGGAGUACCACUGUUCAACUCUCUCCAAAACCACUAACUGUUUGAUUCGAAAGGACUCGACAUCGGCACUGCUAGCUCUUUUGGAGUCUCCCAAUCCUCGCGAUCAUUUGGUUUGCUUGAAAUUUAGUCCUUCCACAUUGACGCAUCUUGACAGCUACCAUUUUACCAAGCCAGCAAACUUUGUAUCCACCUGCAUGGAAGUGUAUCAGAAUUUCAUGCUGAUCGGUUCGAGAUUCAGCACUUUAGCCAUAUUCGAUUUAAUGUCAACAGGUACUCUUCCGUAUGUGAUACGAAAUGUGAACCCUGGCGAUACCACGACGUCAAUUAAGCAUGUCGAAGAUCAGGGAAGCUCAAGUCUAUUCUCUGUCACGAACAGAGACGGUUACUAUGAUAUCAUCAAGGUUAAUCUAACUGAAGAUCCAUCGCACAAGAUAAUUCAUUCUAACAAGAUAGUUCGGGGAUUUCUAGAAGGGGCGGAUUUCAAUGACCGAGGGGACUUCAUUACUUAUGGAUUCAAGUCGAGCUUGUUCUAUGUUUAUAAUGAAACUGCUUGCUUUGAGGUGUUCAGUCACAUUUGCGGUGGCGCUCAUCGCCAGUGGAAGCUUUGCCACGAUUCGAAGACUUACGUUUUGGUUUACAUUAAGGCCUCGGACAUCUACAUCAAACGGUUCAAGAAAGCUGCAGCUCCAGAAGCCCUUUUCGCAGGAAUUCAUGGAAGAGAAAUAAGAGAUAUAGCAGUUCAGAAGCAUAGGAAGUUUAACGAUGGAUUUCUGUUCUGUACGGCUUCGGAAGACACCACCAUGAAGUUGAUGCAUGUUGACCCGAAAAGUGGCCGCUUAACGAACUACUGGACUCAAAGAAAACACGUCUCGGGCCUGCAACGUUGCCAAUUUAUAAAUGAGACGCUAAUGAUAUCGUGCUCUGCCAGGGAGGAGUUAUUUUUAUGGGAGGUUGAUGCGCAGACGGGCGGUCGUCGUCCUUAUAUGACUUUGAGACAAACCUUGCCGACCUCCAGCGGCAACCCAGAUCUACGGAUAAUGGACUUUGAUGUGAAAUUUGACAGCAAAGGCGAGAAUUUCGUAAUGGCUACAGUAUACUCAGACUCAGCAAUCAAACUGUGGUUUUAUGACCGGAAGGAAAGUUCGUUUUCGCUGAUUCUUCGGGGACAUUACAAGACUUGCUGCCUCCUCAAUGUAUUGUUGGAGGUUUUGCGCGAUCAAUUGUGCCUGAUCGCCUCAGCAACUGAUGGUCACUUGGUAUACUACAACAUAUCAAAACGGAUUUCUUUCAAAAUCAAUGUGGAUGACGACAGGUUGACCUUCGGUGAUCUUAAAUCGUGCAAAUCACACUUACCGGAUUAUGAUUGCAGGCUGCGGGUACAUCAAUCAGGAAUCAAAACCGUCGAUUCUGUGGUGAGAACUAACGGAGAUCUUGUGAUAUACACCGGAGGCGAUGAUAACGGGCUCGGAAUCACUCUUGCCAGUUUCAAUGAAUCUACCGCUAAAAUCUGCGCCCGUGUCGCAGACUUUCAGGAGAAAGCAGCUGCAUCUACGAUCACAUCAUGCAAUUUGAUCGACAACGCAACGAAACUCCUCGCAACGUCUGUUGAUCAAACGCUGCGGUUAUGGGAUGUGAGUGAAGAGAAACUGGUUCUAGUCGACAGCUCGUACACAACAAUCGCCGAUACAGGAUCGUCUGACUGCGUCGCCAUCGACAAAUCAGCUCAGCUCGCCCUCAUAGGCGGUGUGGGGCUAUCGGUUGUUCAGAUGAGCUGA